Molecule: messenger RNA, 183 nt
Organism: Penicillium digitatum Pd1
Lineage: Eukaryota; Fungi; Ascomycota; Eurotiomycetes; Eurotiales; Aspergillaceae
Source: RefSeq, a predicted model, not a curated record
AUGAAAGAGGUCAAUUGCGAAAGGUCUCAACCCGGUCAAACCGUCAUUGAAAGCGUACGCCACUUUUGCCUACAACUAGGAAACGAGCGAGCUGUUCUCACACAGUUCCCAGGUUGUAGCCCGUUUUUGCGUCCGUUGCUCGACAAAAUUAUUGAGCCCAGAGAUCACCAGCCAUCGUCCUGA